AUGGGGAGUUGCAUGACACCGAAGGAGAAUAUUGCUCUCAAGAAAUUUACCAAAAUCCAGAAUGCUUGCACGGAGCUGAGAAAUAGUAUGGAAAUCAUUUAUGAGAAUGCUUUGACCGAAGAUGAGUUGACUUCUCUUACUACGGGCUCAGAGAUUGAAAAGUUUAUCGCCUUUACACCUGCUUGUAUGAUCUCCACAUAUUUAGCAAACGCAAGGUCGUCUGUUGAUAUUGUCAAGAUUUGUGAUUACUACAAGUUCGACGAGAACAUUUGGAGUAGCACGGCAUUAAUCAAAGAGCCAAUUAUCACAAACCCUAUUUUAGAAUUCCUGGUCUUAGCUCACAAAAAAUUACAGAAGUCGAACACUGCCAAGAACAAUGAAUUACUACAGUUUGUUGGGGACAGCUGGCUGAAAAGUCUAAUUGCUUCUAUUUUGUAUAAAAAGUUUCCUCAUGCCAGUGCAAAGGCUCUCGAAAAGCUGAAGUCUGAUCUUUUAACCAAUGAAACCUUAGAUCUAUGGAGUGCCAACAACAGGUUGCUUAAAUCCUUACCUGACCUCGUCACAAAGAUGCAUCCCAAUGCAUCUGAAGAAGAAGUCCUGAAUUACCGUCGUUCCUGCUUCAAGGCUUAUAUUGGGGCACUAAUAUUGGACAGAUCUCAUCAUGAAUUAAACGAUGUCGUUUCUUGGCUGUCAUCCUUAUGCGAAACUAGAGUUGGAAUUCUCAAAGCCCAAAACUUGAGAGGCUUGUAUGCUAAGAACUUGAAGGAACAACUGGUUCAAUUUAUGGAGGGAAAUAAAUCGGAAAAACCUCUGAAAUUUAUCACAACGCACAUCGGUGCUUCCCAUUCCUGUAAGGUUGUGAUCGGCAGUACAGUGUUGGGAACUGCCCGUGGCGUGACUGCCGUUGAAGCUGAACGGAAGGCAGCUUCUAUUGUACUGGGUAACGUAGAACUGUUAACCAAGUACACGGUGUAUUCAGAUUCUGUUCCAAUCUACCAAAAGCCAUUAGCCUCGAACAAUUCUGAAAAUAGCGAGGAAAAGGCUGUCAUAGCCGAGUCCGAAGCGGUGAAAGAAAACGAAAACGCUGAGAACGAGAGAGCCAAAAUUUUCUCUCCAAUAGAUGACGAGAAAUUGACAGAGCAUAUUUUAAGCAAAUUGAGUGAAAGACUCGAGUCCAUGGUAUCGGAAAUAACUUUGAAGAUUCUACAAGAAAAAAAUAUCAGCAGUCCAGACAAUAAUGAAAACUCCACCAAACCUGUACCAGAUGCUCCAAUUGCAACCGUUUCCACCGAAAAUACAGAGAAUGGCUCCGUAUCCGAACUUCAUGCUGAACAAAAGGAACCUGUUGAUGAUUUGAUGGAACCCAAUUUCUCUGUUGCUAUGGAAUCAGAAGAACCAGCCGAAAAUUUGAUUUCAAAGGGACUAGACUUUGCUUCGAAUAACCCUGCGACUCUGUUUAACAAAGUUAAACAACCGGAGGUAAGCACUAAACCAGUUGAAAAAAGGGAAUUUUCGGAUGCUACCACAUAUCAUAAUCGAACCCACCUUAACUCUUUCAUUCCUGACCGUAAGUUAUCGACUCCUCCAAUGGAUGAGCCCGUUAACAACAGCAACCCACACCAACAUAUUGCGAUUCCACCGUUGCCUGCUAUGAUUGAAAGAAAGGCGACAGAUGCAGCUCACGUCAAAGAGGAAGUAGUGGCUCAAAAAAGUGCCGAAACAAAUGACCAUCAGAGUCCGGUAGUUAGCCGUCAAUAUGAACAUGCAGCUGAACAUCCACAGUCCAAUGCUAGUCUCACUGGAGCGAGCAAGCUACCAUUACAACACCAAUUUGAUAAAACUGCCAAAGCACAAGUAUACGGUGCCGUGGGACGGCUUAAUAUGUUUCCAGAGUAUGUGACUGUCCAGCUGGGCGUAAACGACUUCUACUCUUGUUGCAGCAUCAAGGGUGAACCCGAUUCCUUAAUGGGUGAAGGACGGGGAUUCUCCAAGAAAAUAGCCGAACAAGUAGCCGCUGGUGCAGCUCUACAGAGCGACAAAUGGAGGAUACUGAGCGAGAAGAAAAAGAAAGCAGCUGCAGCAUUGUUUGGCGUUGAUAUACUAGAAGACACUACCGACGAUCCAAUGAAAACGGGCAACAAGAAUGAAGUGGACCAUUAUAAACAUUUCCAGCCUGAGCCAGAGCCCGAAGUUGAAAAACCUAUUGUACACACGAGUUGUGACAAGACGGCAAUGGGCAGAUUGCAAGCACUUUUAGGGGAAGCUGGAUUUAUUCCGGAAUACAAGACUAGAAUGCUAGCCCCCAGCCAUUUUUACAGUACAUGUAAUGUCAGAGGCACGAGUGUCUUGCUUGCUGAAGGCCAUGGUCUGACUAAGUUAGUCUCUCAACAGAUUGCAGCGGAAAAUGCUAUGUUUAACAGUUCUAUCGACGAAUUUUUGGAGGACUGA
Messenger RNA from Huiozyma naganishii CBS 8797, 2448 nucleotides. RefSeq lists its product as uncharacterized. Bases 1 to 2448 code for a protein of 815 amino acids. Gene Ontology annotation, molecular function: double-stranded RNA binding; ribonuclease III activity. NCBI's taxonomy places the organism in Eukaryota, Fungi, Ascomycota, Saccharomycetes, Saccharomycetales, Saccharomycetaceae. The record is from RefSeq and is a predicted model, not a curated record. Gene Ontology annotation, biological process: rRNA processing; regulation of gene expression. Gene Ontology annotation, cellular component: nucleus. The transcript has a single exon.